Molecule: messenger RNA, 1774 nt
Organism: Eucalyptus grandis
Lineage: Eukaryota; Viridiplantae; Streptophyta; Magnoliopsida; Myrtales; Myrtaceae
Product: pectinesterase-like
Exons: 2
Coding region: 37-1596 (519 amino acids)
Biological process (GO): cell wall modification
Molecular function (GO): pectinesterase inhibitor activity; pectinesterase activity
Source: RefSeq, a predicted model, not a curated record
CUCAUUGAACUUCCAAGAACCACAACCAGUUCGUCGAUGGCUACGGCGAAGCUCGUGCUGACAUUAUUUACGAUUUUCUUCUUCUCAUUCAUCUCCUCCAGCUUGGCCAUUGUUUCCACAAGUUGGUGCAACAAGACUCCUUACCCGGAACAGUGCAAGUACUUCAUGCAAAAUGCGCCACGACGCUUUGUGCCGGCGCGCAUGUCCGAGUUCAGGAAGAUGGCUGUCGAGAUGGCCAUGGAAGGUGCCCUGCAGGCCCAGAGCCACAACAAGUGGCUUGGCCCGAAGUGCCGCGGCCACAAGGAACGGGCCGCGUGGGCCGACUGCUUGAAGCUCUAUCAGGAGACCAUCCACCGCCUCAACCGCACAGCCGGCGACUGCACUGACUCGGACCAGCAGACCUGGCUCAGCGCCGCGUUGACAAACCUCGACACCUGUCGGACUGGGUUUGCAGAGCUCGGCGUCGCGGACUAUGUGUUCCAGCUCAUGUACAACAGCAAUGUCACCAAGCUCAUAAGCAACGCUUUGGCCUUGAAAAAUAAUAAUGCCUCCUCCUCGGCCACGCAAGACACUACACACAACGAUGGACAAGGUUUUCCCAGUUGGGUCACUGCUGGCGUUAGGCGACUCCUGCAGUCGGCUUCCCCGACCCCAGACGUCACGGUGGCUCAGGACGGCUCAGGGAAUUUUCGGACAAUUCAGCAGGCGCUUGAUGCGGCGGCAAAGAGGAGCGGAAGCAAGAGGUUUGUGAUCUAUGUGAAGAGAGGGGUUUAUCAGGAGAAUCUUGUAAUAGGGAGUGGGCUCGAUAACAUAAUGAUGGUCGGUGAUGGACUGAGAUUUACCGUUAUCACCGGCAGCCGGAGCGUUGGUGGGGGCUCCACCACCUUCAACUCAGCCACCGUCGCUGUAACAGGUGAUGGAUUCAUUGCACGAGGAAUCACAUUCCGCAACACUGCCGGUCCACAAAACCACCAAGCCGUGGCUCUCCGAUCCGGUUCCGACCUCUCUGUGUUCUAUCGUUGUGGAUUCGAGGGCUAUCAGGACACUCUCUACGUCCACUCCGAACGCCAGUUCUACAAAGAAUGCUACAUUUAUGGCACCGUCGACUUCAUCUUUGGAAACGCGGCCGUGGUCCUACAGAAUUGCAUGAUCUAUGCGCGAAGGCCUAUGAGUGGCCAGAAGAACACGAUCACAGCCCAAGGUCGGACGGACCCGAAUCAAAACACAGGGAUCUCAAUCCACAAUUCAAGGGUCAUGGCUGCGCCCGAUCUAAAACCGGUGCUUAGCUCCUUCAAAUCAUACUUGGGACGACCAUGGAAACAAUAUUCUCGUACCGUAUAUCUGCAAACUUACCUUGAUACACUAAUUGAUCCGGCUGGUUGGCUAGAAUGGGAUGGUAAUUUUGCACUAAGUACGUUGUACUACGGAGAAUAUAAGAACCUCGGCCCGGCAGCUUGGACAAGUGGCCGUGUGAAGUGGCCAGGUUAUCGGGUCAUAACGAGCUCAAGUGAAGCCUCGAAAUUCACCGUCGCCAACUUUAUAGCGGGGCAAUCAUGGUUGCCGUCCACCGGAGUCCCGUUUACUCCCGGCCUUUGAAGAAGUUCUUUCGAUGUAUGUUCUGUCGAGUUAAAUCACGGCAUUUUUUUUUCAUUCGCUUUGCUACAAUAACCACGUUAACGUGUUGAUAUUGCCUCAUACAGGAAACGCAGAAUUCUUGUGACCAAAUUGUCUAAUCUAUAAUUGGAUUAAUAAGAGGUGGGAUCUUUCUGUUGUU